This is a messenger RNA of Tachyglossus aculeatus (Australian echidna), 3849 nucleotides long. RefSeq names its product cellular inhibitor of PP2A (gene CIP2A). Lineage: Eukaryota; Metazoa; Chordata; Mammalia; Monotremata; Tachyglossidae. The coding region runs from base 1 to 2724 and encodes 907 amino acids. The transcript is spliced from 21 exons. The record is from RefSeq and is a predicted model, not a curated record.
AUGGACGCCGCGGGCUGGAUGAAGUCCCUGCUCCUGGCCGGCGGACACUACAAGGCCGCCAAGACCGAGGCCAACGCGGCACAGCUGCAGCGCCACCUGGAGGUUCUUUCCGGGCAGAAACUCACCCGGCUGUUCGCUUCCAACCAGCAACUGCCCAGCGAAUGCCUGACGUGUCUCGUGGAGCUCCUGGACGACCCAAAUCUAAGCCCUUCCCUCGCUCUCAGCGUCCUCAGUUUACUCUCUCAGCUCGCUACGGACAGUGAGAUCAGAAGCUCUCUCCAGAACACCUUCCAUCUGAAUAGCGUUUUGGCCGGAGUGGUUUAUCGCAGUAGCACGGCCCACAGUGACUCCGUAUUGCUACAGAGUGUCCAGUUCCUGCAGAGAUUAACCUACAAUGUUAGCGUUUUCCAUGCCGGUGCCAACAUGGAUGAACUGAUCACGUACCUGAUAUGUCACGUCCAAGCGCCAGAAGACGAGCUGACGGUGCCUUGCCUGGGACUCCUGGCAAAUCUCUGUCGCCACAACCUCUCCGUUCAAGCCCACGUCAAAUCUCUGAGCUCCAUAAAGGCUUUGUAUCGUUCGCUGAUAAGUUUCCUGGCCCACAGCAGUUUAACGAUCGUGGUGUUUGCCCUCUCGGUAUUAGCCAGCCUCACGCUGAAUGAGGAGGUGGGAGAAAAGCUCUUCCACGCCCGAAAUAUUCAUCAGACCUUUCAACUGAUCUUCAAUAUUCUCGUUAACGGUGACGGAACGUUAACCAGAAAGUAUUCUGUGGACUUGCUGAUGGAUCUCCUCAAGAACCCCAAAAUUGCCGACUAUCUCACCAGGUACGAGCACUUCACUUCGUGCCUCAACCAAGUCUUGGGGCUCCUUCAAGGCAAAGACCCCGACUCCUCUUGCAAGGUUUUAGAAUUACUUCUUGCCUUUUGUUCAGUGAGCGACCUCCGCCGCACCCUCAGCCACGCCAUCCUGGAAGCGUCCGCCUCCGGGAACGCCCGGCUGGGCAGCCGGCCCAAGUCCCCCGAACCGCUGGUGGCUUUGCUGCGCUGGUCCAGCCAGCCCCUGGAAGCCCCCGAGAACUGCUCCGUUCUAGCCCUCGAACUCUUCAAGGAAAUAUUUGAGGACGCCCUGGAUGCUUCCUCCCGCUGCUCCUCGGCCGACCGAUGGAUGACCCUGCUCUUGCCGGCCCUCUCGGACCAGCUUCAGUGCUCCGAGCCCAGCCUGGAGGAGCCCUUGGCCAAGAGGAAAUGUCAGAGGAUGGUCAAGGCCAUGGACGUCCUGCUCACCCUCUGCGGCGACGAUGAGCUGAAAACGCACACGGCUAAGGCGAUGUCGCCCCAGCGAUGCACCUCUCUGAUCGAGCAGCAGUUCGCCUGGCGCGGGAUUGACUUUGCCUUUGGAACCAAAAUCACCGACUCGGAACUGUGCCAACUCGCCGCCGCCGUCAUUUUGAAAACGCUCGACCUGAUGAGUCGAUUAAAGCCGUUGGUACCAGGAAUGGAAGUCAGCUUCUACAAAAUCCUCCAGGAUCAGCGCUUGGUCAUCCCGCUGACUUUUUCCAUCACGUCAGACUGCAGGGAGCAGGUGCAGUCCGGGCUUCGGAUCUUGUUUGAGGCGGCCCCGCUCCCAGACUUCCCUGCCAUCGUACUCGGGGAGAGCAUCGCCGCCAACAAUGCCUACCGGCGCCAGGAAUCGGACCUCACGUCCCAGAGGAUGCAGGCCUCGCUGGCCUCCUUCGCCACCACCGCCAAGAAACUCGCACCCCAGGCCUCCAGCGACGGCCUGUCUGACGUCAGCAUCCAGGACCUGAUCCAGAGGCUCUGUUCGGGAAUGGAGAUGAAGGACCAAGUACCUGACGUGAGACUGUCCGACCUAAUGGCCAUCUACGAGCAGAAGUUAUCGACGUUAGCGUCCAAAGAAAACAGGUUACAGGACCUUUUGGAGGCCAAAGCCCUCGCCCUCGCCCAGGCGGACCGACUGAUUGGUCAGUACCGGCGUCAGAGAGCCCAGUCGGAGUCAGAGACUAGGACGCUAGCCGUCAUGUUGAAGGAAGCGGAGAGGAGGAACGAGGAGCUCAGCGCGUCGUUGCAGGGCCAGCGGGUUGAGGCGGAGCGCGCCCAGAGCGACAUCGAGCACCUCUUCCAACACAACAGGAAGCUGCAGGCCGUGGCCGAAGAGCACGAGCUACUGAAAAGAUCGUACGCGGAACUCACGCAGAGGAGCGAGACCUUGGAACGGCAGGGGCAGGAUCUACAGACCGUGUGUAAUUCGCUGAGCAAACAGAUCGAGACCGUGAAGAAGCUGAAUGAAUCGCUCAAACAACAGAACGACAAAACCCUUGCCCAGUUACUGGAGACGGAAGAGCAGAAGAAAGAAGGGGAGAGACUGCUCCGGGACCGCGAGUGUAAAAUAUCAGGCCUGCAGCAGAAGGUGAAGACCCAGGAGGACAACCUGAAAGUGCGACAGAAAGAAAAGGAAGACCAGGAAGAAGCCAUCGAGGCGCUCAGGAAGGAACUGAGCCGAACCGAACAGGCGAGGAAAGAGCUGAGCAUCAAGGCCUCCUCCCUGGAAGUUCAAAAGGGCCAGCUGGAAGCCCGCCUGGAAGAGAAAGAGACGCUCGUCAAAGGACAGCAAGAGGAGCUGAACAAGCACGCCCACAUGAUCGCCAUGAUCCACAGUUUGAGCGGGGGCAAGCUGAGCCCAGAAACCGUCAACCUCACCCUGUAGGGCUGGGAGACGGAGAGAUGGGGGACACCCCACUCCCAAUCCGGGCCGGCCGCCUCGGUCCCGGCGAAACCACAUUCCGGUCCUCUGUCCCGCCGGACUCGAAUCUCCUCUCCGAGGACCCGCGGAAGGAGAACCAGAAGGUGCGGCUCGAGGCGGGGGAAUCUGCAGAGCGGAAGGAACCGCGGGACUUGAUCUGAAUGAAUUCCUUCAUUUUUAACAUAGCCGGUCAGGCGCGGCUCUGAACCGCCUUUAUUCCACCUGCGGACCUCGCGUGCGUCGGAGCGGUCGGAAGCGUGUGAGCUUGACGGCGGCGUGUCGAUGUUAAGGCAGUUGGGAUCUGUGGCCUAAGAGACCCUGCAGCCAUUUCUGACCCUUCCAGCUCCCUCCCGCCUGAGAAUUUCAAACUGUUGAGGGGCCGGCCCAGCCUCUUCCCUCUAGGCUGUUGGUUUCCAAAAAUCAUUCUCCAUCUGUACGGUGGACUGACACAUCUAUUCGACCACUUUGUCAACAGUUCUAGAUAUUUUUUUUUUAAAGAACUGAAGACACUGGCUUUUUUUUUUUUUGGAACACUUUUGAGGCAUGUGUCCGCAAGGGAAGACAUGUUCCACAUUUUUAUCCCCAAAUUUCCCCAGAGCGCUGUUGGUAGGCGAGUCCCAUUUUGACUGGAAAUCCUAGUCAAAAUGUAUCGGCUCACUGACAGCCCUGGCAGGGAAGGUCUUUUGGAAGAAUGGCCUGCGUGUCGAUGUUUUGGACUGCCCGGGAUGCCAACAAGUACGGUAUGCUGUGUUUGUGCACUGUACAAAUUAGCUCAUUAAGACAGCUGCAGUUGAGUUUCUCAGCUGCAAGGCAGCAGGUAUGCAAACGUAACCUUGCCCUCUGAAAUGUAAACCAAAUCAAGUGUAUUACUGCUUGAUCGGGCUUUAGCCAAGUGACGGCUACGUCAGGCUUUCUGAAAUCCGUAUUUGCAUAAAGUUCUCCGGACCCUUCGGAACCGCCAACGGUUUUUAGACGACGUUAUUUUUUUAAUUGCUACAUUUUUUCCACCCAUGUACAGCCCUCGAUGCUCUUCCCAGCAAAACUACGAGAAGGUUUCGAACUCAAUAAAAUGCCUGUUUUAUGCAGCGA